Messenger RNA from Fusarium odoratissimum NRRL 54006, 738 nucleotides. RefSeq lists its product as uncharacterized. Gene Ontology annotation, molecular function: oxidoreductase activity. The transcript has 3 exons. The coding region runs from base 1 to 738 and encodes 245 amino acids. NCBI's taxonomy places the organism in Eukaryota, Fungi, Ascomycota, Sordariomycetes, Hypocreales, Nectriaceae. The record is from RefSeq and is a predicted model, not a curated record.
AUGGCCGCAUUCUCUAAUAAAGUAGUCGCUAUCACUGGUUUCAUAACCAAGGGUGCAACCCUGUCCAUCUCAGACAUUCAGGAGACUGCUCUUCAGUCUGCGGCUUCGCAAAUCAAGCUGCUGGGAGGACCAAGUUCCAUGGUCCUGGCGUUACGAGUGGACGUCAUAAAACAAUCAGAGGUCGAUGACUGGAUUCAGCGGACGGUAGUCGAGUUUGGGGGCCUUCAUUGCGCCGUGAACUUUGCUGGUGUUGUGGAUGACCAUAUGGGUGCCCGAAACUUGUCUGACCAACACGACAACGCUUACGACUUUGUAAUGGGCGUCAAUCUUCUAGGGACCUGGAACUGCAUGCGAGCAGAGCUGAGCCACAUGAAGUCUGGGGCUUUAAUUGUUAACGCCGCCAGCGCAGCGGGACUCAUUGGCUUUGCAGGCGGCGCUGCUUACACAGCCAGCAAGCAUGGCGUGGCUGGGCUGACAAGGAGUGCUUGCAAAGAGGUCGGCGCCAUGAACAUCAGGGUCAACGCUGUUGCACCGGGCUAUAUCGUGACACCGAUGUCCAAUAAGGCCAGCAAGUCCAUGGGUCUUGCUCCAGAUGAUAUGGGUCCGGUCAAGGCCAGCGCUCUGGCUCGACCAGGGAAACCUGAGGAGGUCGCUAAGCUGAUUGUUUUCUUACUGAGUGAUGACGCCUCAUAUAUUACUGGCAACGUCAUUCCGGUUGAUGGAGGUUUGAUUUGCUGA